AUGAACAUCGUUUAUGUAUACCGAUUACUGCCCACGGAUAAUAGGCAAUAUGAUUGGAUAUGGGCUAAGAGAAAGGGUACAAAACGCCGGGCACCCGAUACCGGUAACGGGACCGGUACCCGAGCCGUGGCCGGUCAUUGGUCGGGACCUGCGUUCGACGGCCCGGACGAUAUCGUACCCGUCGGGCGGCGGGGCCGCGACGUAACCGCCGAGUUGGCACGUAUGAUGAAUAGGGGUGAAUACUUUCCCACAGUCGGUGUAAUAGGUUUAGACAAACAAUUGGUGCGCGAGUUGGAGGUGGGGUUUUGGUACGCUAUGGUGAACGCGUGGGCACCGAUACCCGACGGGGUAUACCUGUCGCCGGAAAUCGUUGGCAAAAGCACUGACCAGUCUAGCGAUGACACCGAUCGGGACACUAAGGGUGUGCUAUUUGGACAGUAUUUCAAGAACGAGCCGACACUAGUGCGCCAAAUGUUGGCCAACGGGGCGGCGCGGGCUGACUGGUCGAUAUACCUGGUCAUAUCGCCGUACGACACGCCGUACGUCAUAGUUCACCCGAGUGUACUCGUUCAGCGUAGGGUGGCCACCGGGCUCGAGUAUUACUAUUACGAACCCUACGCCGUCCACGAGCAGCCGCCCCCGUAUAUGCCCGACGUGUUGGACACUGUACUCAAUGGCCGCACCAGUGAUGGCCAGUGGGGUUCAGUAGAGGUGCGCCGGGCGUACGGCUCGCAGGGCCAGUGCGGCGACGGUUUGCGCCGAUGUCUCAUAUUUAUUGCCAACUUUCUGGACGACCCGACGGUGUUGUGCGCGUACAACUGUGUUACCAAAACCGUGGGACUCCCCUGGGGUCCCGCACCCGUGGCCUCCAUUCCGGACACCGGCCCGGGGUUUACCGCUGUGGCCGGUAUUGACGGACCGUACGAUAUCAGGCCUGUGGGUGCCCGCGGGCGCCAUGUGAUGGACGGGUUGGCUGCGCUACAGGCGCUCAAACUAUACACACCCGAGUUUGGAAUCAAAAGUGACACUAGGACCAAAACCCGUGAGGCGGAGCUACGAUUUGCGCAGGUGAUGGCCGUCCGCCGGUGGACACCUCUACCGGACGGCACGUAUUUGUCGCCCAAUAUUCUGGGCCGAAACGCGCCGAUAGGUGUCGGCCACAGCGACCGGGACGCGAAUGGUGUGCUAUUUAGGGACCAUUUUAGAAACGAGCUGGCCAACGUGCGCGUGUCGCUGGGCCAGGGUGCCAAAUACACUUGGUCGGUCUACCUGGUGAUGACACCGGUCGACCCCACCGGUAUACGCGUUCACUGCACAGCACUUGUGCAGCGAGUGGUCGGCAAUUGGUUGCAAUAUCACUACUACGAACCGCUGGCCACAGAUCAGCGCCAGAGCACUGUUUUGCCCGAAUUCUUGGUUCACUCACUGCGGGCUAUGAUUGGCCAGAAGUGGUCAGUACUGGUGCGCCGGACGAACGGCUCGCAGCGCACACCCGGUAGUAGUUAUCGCCGGUGUUUGAUAUUUAUCGCUAACUUUCUGGACGAUCAGACGGUGCUGAACGCGUACAACUGGUCACCCUAUGAUCUCGUACCGUGA
Molecule: messenger RNA, 1596 nt
Organism: Medioppia subpectinata
Lineage: Eukaryota; Metazoa; Arthropoda; Arachnida; Sarcoptiformes; Oppiidae
Source: the annotation of a GenBank genome assembly